Micromonas pusilla CCMP1545 is the source of this 4205-nucleotide messenger RNA. RefSeq lists its product as uncharacterized. Lineage: Eukaryota; Viridiplantae; Chlorophyta; Mamiellophyceae; Mamiellales; Mamiellaceae. The record is from RefSeq and is a predicted model, not a curated record. Gene Ontology annotation, biological process: protein export from nucleus; RNA export from nucleus. Gene Ontology annotation, cellular component: cytoplasm; nucleus; RNA nuclear export complex. The transcript has 6 exons. The coding region runs from base 1 to 4137 and encodes 1378 amino acids. Gene Ontology annotation, molecular function: RNA binding; nuclear export signal receptor activity.
AUGGCGACCGUGGAGCAGUACCUCUCCGUCCUCGCGGGCGCGCAGUCCGCGACGAACGCGGACGCGCAGCGCGCGGCGGCGCAGAUGCAGAUCGAGCUGAAGCAAGGCGACCCGCGGCGCGCGAUCGCGGUGUGCAUGACGCUCAUAACCCCCGGUCAGCCGAUCGAGGCGAGGCACUUCGGCUACGGCGUCCUGCAACACGUCGUCGCGAAGCGCAUGGACGAGUUCACGCCCGACGAACGCAAUCAGCUCGCGAAGGUGACGUUCGAUAACCUCGCGGCGUGCGGCAACGCGCCCGCGAACGCCCCGGAGCCGUUCAUGAUCAAGUCCAAGGUGGCGACGCUCAUGGCGGAGAUCGUGCGGAGGCAAGGCGCGUCGCUGUGGACGUCGCUGAUGCCGGAUCUCGCCGCGGGGGCGAACAGCGAAAGCGCGCACCUCACCGAGCUCUGCGCGCUCGUGAUGCGGUACGUCGCGGAGGACGUCGCGGUGUACAACGACGAUCUCAUCGGGGGGAGGAUGAAAGAGCUGCUAUUCGGGCUCACGUCGACGCUGCCGCAGGUGCUGCCGGCGCUGUAUCGCGUGUUAGAGACGCACUACGCGCGCGCGGUGAACGCGGUCGCCGCUGGGGACACCCAAGGCGCGAAGUCGCACGCGGCCGCGGUGAGCGCGGCGCUCAGCGCUUCCGCGGUGUACACCGAGUGGGCGCCGCUCGCGCCGCUCUUUCGCAGCGGCCUCGUCGACGCGUGCGGGCACUUCCUCGCGUCGUCGGAGUUUCGCGCGAGCGCGUGCGAGGUUUUGCGGCACCUCACGCAUCGGCGCAGAGGCGACACGGUGAACGGCGCGAUCAAGGACGCGGCGAACGCGAACGCGAACGCGAACGCGUCGGGCGGCGGCUCGGGCCCGGAGGCGGACGCCGCCGCGGACGCCGCCGCCGUCGUCGCCGGCCUCGUCGGGAUGUGCCGGUCGCUGGGCGUCGCCGCGCAGCACGUUCUUCAGGCGCCGCCCGCGGAGGGCGGCAGCGAGGAGCUCGAGUACGCGCGACGGUUGACGGAGUGCAUGGCGUCGCUGGCGACGAACCACCUCGCGGUCGUGCCGGAUCCCGCGUUGCGAGCGGCGUUUCUGGAGGCGCUGUUGGGACUGACGAAGUAUCCGAGCCUGGCCGUGCUCGGCGCGGCGAUUCCCGCGUGGCCGGGUUUGCUGCGAGGGAUGGGCGCGGAGCUCCCCGGGGCGUUUCAGCGACCGGACGGGAAAGGGCCGGGGUCGGGGGUGUACGGCGCGCAGCAAGCCCAAACCCAAGCCUCCGCGGCGGCGGCGGACGUCUCGUCGUCCUCCUCCGCCGCCGCCGGCGCCGCGAAGCUUCCCGACGGCGCCGUCGUCGCGCUCCUCGAGACGACGCGCACGUGGCUGGAACAGGGCGCGGGCGUCGCGCAGGGCCUGUCCAGCGCGGGCGUCCCCACCGCGAUGGGCGACCAGUGGGAACAAGAGUACGAGUCCAGGGACGAGCUGCGAGAGGCGUGGGUCACUCUCCGCGCGCGUCUCAUGGAGGUGACCAAGCUGUGCACGGCGCUCGAACCGAACGCCGCGGCGUCUUCCGCGGCGUCGCGCGUCUCGACGACGCUCGCGUGGCUCGCCCCCGGGGCGCCGCUGGACGCGAACGCCGCGAGCGCGGAGGGCCGAUCCGCGAUCGACGACGCGAUCGGCGCGUCGUUGGAGGGGGUGGUGUCGUUCAUCGAGCCCGUCGUGCAGGCGUUGCCGUUGACGGGCGCGGCGGCGGCGUCGACGACGCCCGCGCUCGAGAGCAUGCUCACGUCGCUCCUCGCGAUCGACCUGAAGUCGCCCGUCGCGGUGUCGCAGCUCGCGCGGCUGCUGGAAGCGCUGGGGCGCGCCGCGCUCGUGCGCUCCGAGGCGGCGUCGGCGCUGCUCAACCGACUCUUCGCGCUUCUCGGGAGCCUUCCGGUGGAGGACGCGGGGGCGCCGCCGGUGCGCGCGAAAGCGGCGAUGCUCGCGGGGAGGACGGUGCAAGCGGCGCGGCAGAGGGUGUGCGCGGCGGUGCUGGGGGUGUGCGCGGCCGCGCCGAACGUGUUCAACGCGCACUUGGAAGCGUUCGCGAACCAGGUCGAGGGCCUGCGCGCGAACGGCCAGCUCAGCGGCGUGGAGAGAGGCUCCCUCGCGGAGGCUCUGCUCGCGGUCGCGGGCCCGUCCGGCCCCGCGCGAGUGCGAGACGUCCUGAGGUGGCUCCUCGAGCCGGUGCGCGCGAGGUGGGUCCCCGCGCCCGGCGCCGCGUCCGGGGACAUCGCCGCGCUCGCGUCUCUCGCGGAGCUCGCGAAGGGCGAGACCGGUGGUUCGAACGGCGGGUCUCAAGGCCUCUCCGCCGCGCACUGGGAGCUGUUCCACGACGUCCAGCUCGCGGAGCGGUGUCUGCGACGCAGCGGCGGCGACCACGAGCCGAGCGCGAGCGCGGAGAAAAAGUCGACGACGGCGGCGGCGAACAUCCCCGCCGGUCUCGUGCAGCCCGUGGACCCGCCGCCGCCCGUGGAGGAGUGUCCGGCCGCGGACCACCUCGAGUGGGUGCUGACGAUGUGUAACGCUCUGUGCGCGAGCGUUCACAGGGUAUGGACGCCGCGAGGUCACGAGGAAGCGCGCGCCGUCGGCUUGGACCGAGCGCUCGCGAUGUCCCCCGAGGAACAAGCCGCGCACCUCGUGCACGGCCCCGCGCGGACGUUCGCGCUGAGCGGCGGCGGGUCGCCGCCGCCGAGCGCGACGGUCACCGCGACGCGCGACUGGCUCAGAGGGCUGCGAGACGCCGCCUACGCGAUGAUGACGUUGUUGUCGACGCACGCGCCCGGGGCGUUUUACCCGAGCGAAUCCGUCGCGCGCGCGGUGUCCGACGCGGCGUAUCGCGACCUGCAGCACAUGCACGACCGACACGCGCGCUUCUUGCUUCACGCGCUCGCGCGACCGGUGCUGGGGCGGUGUCCCGCCGCGCACCGGCCGCUGUGGCACGCGGCGCUGACGUCGACGCUUUCGCCGAUGAUGACGGAACGUCUCGCGCGCGCGUGGGCCAAGGUGAAGGCGGCGACGGAGCUGAGCAAAGAAGAGCGCGAGCGCGAUCUGACGCACGCGGCGGGCGCGGGCGGCAUAUCCGGCGGCGGUUCAGGCGGCGGCGAGAACACCGGCGGCGGGUCGAUCGUCCUCGAGGACCUCAUCCACGAGCGGGUCACGCGGGAUCUCUCCCGGGAUUACUGCGCGUUGCUCGAGCUCAUCGCGAUCCCGGAGGGAACGUUCGGGAGGAAGACGAAGGGCAGCGGCCUCACCGGGCAUCUCGCGGGCGUCGUCGGCGGCGGAAACGACAGCCCGAAAGGCGGCGGCGCCAAAGGCAGCGCGAUGGACGCGUCCACCGCGCACGGCGGAGGAAAACACGUCCGGGACUGGAUGCGCGCGGUGGCCGCCGUCGACGCCAGCGGCGCGCCCGCGCGCGGCGCCAUCUCGACGGCGACCGCGGCGCUGUCCUGGGGCGACUCGGAGGCGGUCGGUCGCGCGCUGCACUUCUUGCGCGGCGUCACCGCGUGCGCGGCGGCGCCGGACGGCGACCAGUCCCUGCGCGAGACGGCGGGCGCGGAGAUUUUGCCCGCGUGCAUCGGCGGGUUGUCGGUGCCCUCCAACAGCUCGCAUCAGGCGCGUUCUGUCAUGUUUGUUCACUGGUCCCCAUACGACCGCGUUCGCGUGGUGAACGCCGCGGAGCUGCUCGGGUUGAUUCGCGACGCCGUCGUGCACUUGCUCCCAAUCACGCACUCCGUGAGCGCGGUGCUUCUUGGGCUUCCCGGGAUGACGAGCGAGGGGCUGAGCGGGGUGUUGACCGACCUCGCGAGCAUUCGAAGCGAGAAGAAGGCUGCGAACAGGGUCAAGGAGAUGUUGCUUCAAGCCGCGGGCGGGCCGGACGCGUUGCGCGCGUUCGCCGAGGCGAAAGCCGCGGCGACGAGCGUGGGCGCGAUUCAGGUCCCGGUCGUACAGGCGCCGCGCGCGGCGGCGGCGGCGGCGGCGGCGGCGGCGGGCGUCGCGAGUCAGACGUGGAGCGAAGAGGACGUGAACGCGAUCGGGCUGAACCCGCUCACGGCGAACGUCCGCGCGACGCAGUGACGACGGGACGGAUGAACGCCCUUAAGUGAAUAGCGGUCUCUUCUCUUCAACGCGGCGCCUACUACGUU